Molecule: messenger RNA, 1205 nt
Organism: Aedes albopictus (Asian tiger mosquito)
Lineage: Eukaryota; Metazoa; Arthropoda; Insecta; Diptera; Culicidae
Gene: P5cr
Exons: 3
Coding region: 224-1105 (293 amino acids)
Biological process (GO): L-proline biosynthetic process
Molecular function (GO): pyrroline-5-carboxylate reductase activity
Source: RefSeq, a predicted model, not a curated record
CAUUCGUAAGUAAAUAAACAAACAAUUUAUUAACUCCCGGAUGGUUCGCACAGUCGGUUCACUCUUUUCUUAUCAGUUAGAUAACCAGUGAUUCGUUUAUAACAUCCUAUUGAAAUUAUUUAUCAGCGUUUAAAUACAAUUGUAACAACAAAGUGUGCUUCACGCGAUCUCGUAAUCCCACAAGCAAAAAAAACGUGUUCACACCAGCUGAUUCUGGCAAAAGAUGAGUACUUCCACCGAAACGCGGGACCUAUCCAAGCUGAAUGUGGGAUUCAUCGGAGGCGGAAAUAUGGCUUAUGCCAUUGCAGCCGGGCUGUUUAAGACUGGCGUCCUCAACCCGAAUCAAGUUGUUGUAUCGGCAACUCGUUUGGAAAACCUGAAAGAACGCUGGAAUCCAUUGGGCGUCAACAGGCUAACCACAAGCAAUGCCGAGGUGCUACAGGAGGCGCAAAUCAUUUUCCUCUGUGUAAAACCGCACAUCCUACCGGCCUGUAAGGAGUCCAUCAUGGUCGAGGCGGAAUCCAUCCAGCAUCUCGCCUCCCACUGCCACGAAAAGGUCAUGGUUUCAAUUUUGGCCGGUGUAACCCUGGCAAAGCUGAAGGAAACGUUUUCGUUUUUGAACAUACAGCACGUGCGCACAAUGCCUAACACUCCGAUGCAAGUUGGAGCAGGUUGUACCAUAUACUGCGCGGGAUUCGGAAAACACUGCCCAGGGGUUGUUCUCAGUUACUACAAAGACAUAAAAUUUAUGCUAAGCCAGUUAGGAUUGGCAUAUGAAGUGAAGGAGGAGCAGAUGGAUGGCAUCACUGGUCUGACCGGGUGUGGUCCUGCCUUUGUCUAUGAAAUCAUUGAAGCCCUAGCCGACGGAGGGGUGAAGCAAGGCAUUGCUCGUGACAUGGCUCUCAAAAUGGCAGCUCAAACUGUGUUGGGAGCUGCCAAGACAGUACUGGAAACUGGGAAGCAUCCCGCUGUGCUUAAGGAUGAGGUAUGCUCUCCGGGCGGAGCCACAAUCCAUGGCGUUCACGAGCUCGAAAAAGGUGCAAUGCGAGCGACGCUGAUGAACGCGGUGGAAAAGUCUGCUGCUCGAGCAAAGGAGCUCUCUUGAAGUGCUUAGUAAGUACCUGUGUGUAUCCGGUAAUUAGUAAUUAUUGUUUGUCUUGAUGAUAUCUCUGUUAGCAUACCUUUAUAAUAGAAAAAUGCAUUGA